This is a messenger RNA of Chara braunii, 2244 nucleotides long. The record is from the annotation of a GenBank genome assembly. NCBI's taxonomy places the organism in Eukaryota, Viridiplantae, Streptophyta, Charophyceae, Charales, Characeae.
AGUUGACAGGAUCGAGUCCAGAUUUUGUGGUCCUUAGAUUGAGUCGGUAGGUCGUGUCAGUUAGAGGAGUAGACACGAGGGGUGGUACGUCUACCAAACCUUACACACCAGAACAGGAGGCAAAAGCCGCCGCCCUUCUGAAAAAUAAAGAGAGAAGGAGGCGAAGAAGAAGGCCCUGAUGGAGGAACAGGCGGCGAAGUUGAACAAGAUUGAGGAGGAGAUGGCCAGAGAAAAAGAGAGGCUAAAAAGAGAAGAAGAAGACAAGCUUAAGGCAGUAGAAGAGGAGGAAGAGGAGGAAGAGGAGGAAGAGGAGGAAGAGGAGAGAGAACAACCACUGGAAAGGCGAAGGGCAGAAGGAAGAGGUGAAUCCAGUGGCACAAAGGAAGACCAGCUAGAGAAGAAGAUUAUGGAAUGGGUUGCUGGUCUGUCCCUGGGGGAAGAAGAGGAGGCCUUGAUGUAUGUGCCCAGGGAAGAACAAAAGGCGGCCUUGAGAGCUUGGGAUGCCGAAGAAGACCCACUCAAGUGGCAGGCUAUGCAGGAUGAGAAGAGGAUGGAGUGGAAAUUUCGAUUGAUGAGGGAGAGAAAAAGGAGAAUGGAGGCGGCAAGUGAGGCGGCGAAAGCAUUGGAAGAAGUGAAGAAGCAGAGAGACCAGAUGGCGACGCAGGUGGAUUUACUGGAAAAGAUAGAGAUAAUGGCAAGGAACAUAGAGCGUCUGACCCAGGAAUCUCCCACAUCACAUGUGCAUAUGGCAGAGGUUGCAGGCUGGCGCCUAGAUAGCUGUCCAGAGACUGCUUGUGUAAGGGUCUCUCUAGGCAAUUCCCUCACAGGCGUGGCCAAUGAGCUGAAGGAGAGAAUGCCCGCCUGGGCCAAGAUGAAGAAGGAGAGUACAGGACAACUAGUUCUAGUAGACGUAGAGAUUUUUAGAGGUAGAGUAGUGGCCCUAGUAGAUAGUGGGGCCACGCGCAGCUAUAUAUGUAGAAAGGUGCUGCAGAAGUUGAAGUUGGGGUUGAAAGUCCAAAAGUUAGCAGACCCCAUAGUGAGUAUCCUCGCAGACAAUCGCACAAUCCGAGUAGAGGAUUAUGUAGAGGGAGUCCAGGCGUACUUUCGCCUAGAGAAAGAUGCGGAAGUGGAGAAAGUUCGCCAUUCCCUUAAUCUCCUUGUAGAGGAUAGCCUUCCUUUCGAUAUAGUCCUAGGAAUGGACUGGGGAGAGGCAGCUGGGGCCACAGUCCAUUUGAGCGAGCACGAAUGUAGGCUCCCUAGUCCGUCAGGCGGAGUCAAGACUGCCCGUCUAUUUCAUGUGUCAGGAGUAGAUAACUCCCUGGCGCAUUGCUGCCUUAGCGCUCCUGCGUUCGCAAGAUUAGUGAAGAAGGAGCAGCUAGAGGAACAGGUCUUUGUAGCCUAUGUUAGGCCAGUGACUGAGCCUAAAGAGGAGAAGCCUAUAGACCCUGCUAUUGCCAAGCUGCUAGAAGAGUUAACAGACUUAGCUAAGCCGCCAACAGGAGUAGUACCGCGACCAAUCCAGCAUUACAUUGAGAUAGAGCCUGGCAGUAGGACUCCUAAGGGAGCAAUGUAUAGGAUGUCCCCGCGGGAGUUGGAGGAGUUGCGCAAGCAAUUAGACGAGCUCCUAGAGAAUGGUUGGAUUAGGCCCAGUUUGUCUCCAUUUGGAGCACCUGUUCUGUUUGUCCCCAAGGAGGGAGAGCUCAGAAUGUGUAACAGGGGUCUCAAUGCGAUUACAGUGAAGAAUGGAGAGCCACUGCCCCACGAGGGAAAAGUGGGAGAGGAAAAAAGGGGUGGGGGGAGGCGGAGCGGAGGGGGCCGGCGGGCGGAGGCGCAGGCGAGGUGGCCCCCGAGCAGAGAAGAGGUGGGUGGAGGCAGGGAGGAGAUGGUGGGCGGUGGCAGAGGGGAGGUGGGAAAAGGCGGAGAGGAGAUGGCAUGGGGAGGCAGAGGGGAGGUGGGUAGGGGUGGGCGGAGGUGGAUGCGAGGUGGGCGGAGGGUGGAGAAGAGGAGCAGAGGUGGAGAGGAGAUGGUAGGAGGAGGCCGAGAGGAGAUGGUGGGCGAUGGUGGAGGGGAGAUGCCUGGAGGAGGCGGAAGGGAGGUGGGCGGAGGCAGAAGGUGGGAGCCAGUGGCAGAAGGGAGGAGCGAUCUUAAGACUUUAAGAUCGUGGGACGAUCCAGGCCGUUCGACAAAUCGGACGGUCUGGAUCGCCGCACGAUCUUAAAGUCUUAAAGUCUUAAGACCACGCGG